Molecule: messenger RNA, 927 nt
Organism: Emericellopsis cladophorae
Lineage: Eukaryota; Fungi; Ascomycota; Sordariomycetes; Hypocreales; Bionectriaceae
Product: 2-mannosyltransferase
Exons: 1
Coding region: 1-927 (308 amino acids)
Source: RefSeq, a predicted model, not a curated record
AUGGGUCUUCGGACAGUUCAUCCGCACGGGUGGAUCGAACUGGACAAUGAGUUCCCCAAGUACCACGCAGAAAAGGCGGCUCGCAUCGAAGAGCGCGGGGACAAGUGUGUCAAGACAGCGCCCGAAGCAUUGGACGCUGCUAUCGAGCUCUUGGAAGAGCUGACGGCCUACUUGCCAGCUCGCUAUCCCAGCCUGUACAAACGCACACGCGAGGGUAUCGACAAUCUCUGGUCAGGGGAAUCGUUCAACGUUGUCGAGCGUCCCCUGAGGGAAGACCCCAUGGCCAUCUGUGGGCGUCUUGUGCAAGACGACCUUGCCGUGCUGCUGGAGCAGCCCGAUGGGCAGUACCGCCUCCUUGCCGGUUCCAUCCUUCUGGCCGGUUUCUGGAGACUGUCGGACAAGUUUGGCAUGACCCUCUCCGAUGUGCACACCUCUGGCGACGUCCCCCACUUCAGAGAGAAGCUCGAGACGUCCAUGAACAAGUUCUUUCGCCGUAUGAAGUGCGACACGUUCCACGCGCGGAACAACUACUUUUUCCAAGUCGACGACGGCCUUGGGUGGAGUUCCAGCAUGGGCGACGAAGAUGCCCAAAAGGUCGCCCGAGGGACGGCGCCGACGGAAAAGGCCAUUGAGCACCACUGGUUUCGCUCCGAGCGGCAGACGCUACGCAGACUGCCAAAGACCAGAGCUGUCGCCUUCACGAUCAGGACAUACCUUGUGCCAGUCACUGAGAUGGCCAAGGAGCCCUAUGUCCCCGGAAGAUUGGCGAGCGCAGUGCGCAGCUGGGACGAGCUCGUGUCAAGCUACAAGGGCAAGGAAGAGUAUGCGGCUGUGCUGUUGGACUUUCUGGACGAGAAACAUAAGGAGCAGGUGGAUGAUGGACUUGACCUGGAGAAGGAGGACGAGGUUCGGAAAUAUCCUUGGUAG